CAAAAUUAGAUACAUAAAUAGUAAGUGUUCUGUGACAUAAAUGUUCUGUGGCUAUAACCUCUAAAUUUUUGUGGAAUAUUCUGGAUUUAUUCAUUCAAUCGGUAUUCAUAUAAAUCAGCGAAAUUAGAGGCAACGAUUUAAAUCCAGAAUAAUAUAGAAAAAGCCUAUAAAAUAAACGUGCCUAUUAAAUCAAUAUCACUGUAAUCAAAAACAAAAAUCAAACCAAAAUAAGGUAUACCUAGUUAAUAGCAAUAGUAGGUACAUAUAGAAAAAGCUAUGGCUUUGUUGCCAGUAAGUGAAACUUCAAAGUCUAUAAAUCCUGAACCAAAUCCAAAUUUGAUGGAAAAUAAACCAAGACAACCAACAAGUCUUCAAGGACUUUUAAGAUUUUCUAUGGACGUAACUAGGGCUGAAGAUGCUCCUCUCGAAACACUAGGUCCCAUGGAUGAGGAGAGAAAAAAAUUUCUUGAAGGAGCUCUGAGUUCAAUGACAGUAGAUGUUGUUGAAAUUUUACAAACACAAAUAAAAACCUUAAGAGAUGUUGAUCGUUUAACUGAGGCUGAAGUUGCUAAUUAUAUAAAUGCUUUAGAUACUAUCUUGGAUUAUGUAGACAAUAUAGACACAGCCAAUGACUUUCACAAAAUAGGAGGUUUCUUGAUUCUAUACCCCUGCCUGAAAUCUCGAUUCUCAAAAAUCAGAGCAAUAACUUGUGAGUUGAUCGGUGUCUUAUGUCAAAAUAAUCCCUAUUGUCAAAAAGUGAUUCUGGAAAAUGAGUUUGUUCCUUUUCUUCUAAAUAUAAUAGAAACAGAUGAUGAUGUGCAAGUAAUUGUUAAGGCCUUAUUUGCUUUGGGUGGAAUAAUAAGAGAAAAUACAGAAGGUGUUUCCCAAUUUUUUCAAUAUAGAGGUCUUUCAAUUUUGUUUAAUAGCUUGUCAAAAUUCAAUAACGAGAGUGUGACCAUUAAAAUUUGUUUUCUGCUAUCAUCACUAAGUCGACUUUUUCCAGACAUAAAGGAGCAAUUAGUAAAACUUGGUUUCAUUCAUCAACUUCUCACUCUAUUCAUGAUGGAAAGGUGUCCUAGCCAUGAGUAUGUAUUAUCCUUUCUAGUUACCAUAAUGGAUAAUUAUCCACCAGCUGUAAAAGAGUGCAUAAAAUUCAGAUAUAAUGUAAAAGACAUUGUACAACGAUACAUGAAUAGCUUGAGGAACAGUGAAUAUUUUGAAGAAGAAGAGUUGUGCAGACGAAUACUACACAUGAUAAAUGCAGAGCGUUAGACAACGAGAAUACCUACAUUUUUUUAUUUAUGUUUACACAAGUUUUUUUAUAAAUUAUUUAUUUUUAAUAAAAUAGUUCAAAAUUAUGUA
Messenger RNA from Psylliodes chrysocephalus, 1362 nucleotides. Lineage: Eukaryota; Metazoa; Arthropoda; Insecta; Coleoptera; Chrysomelidae. The record is from the annotation of a GenBank genome assembly.